UCAUUCAUCGUUUUUCUCCACAUAAACCUUCUUAAUAUUUUAUCUACACCUUCAAGAAAUCGGGUUUAGAGUAUUUAGAAAAAAAUUCAUGGCAUCAAGCAAUGAAGCUUCCAGAACCCCUGAAAUCAACUGGAGAAUUGAAAGAGCUUUAAAUUUGCUACACAAGGAAAAUCAAACUCGAGCUAAGAUUUUUGAAAAGUUACAAGAGAGAAAGCUUGACAGAGACAAAUUAUCUGAAAACAUAAGAAGGCUACUACCGUUCUUAUAUUCUUAUGAGUCAAGACAACGAAAAUUUGAAUAUAUAGAACAGACUUUCUUGGGUGUCUACAGUACAUGUGAAGCAAAGCCUAAUGAGCCUCUGUCGAUUAAGACUUUGUGUUGCAAGACAAGACACGGGAGUAACUCUUUAGCUGAUGAGAAGAAGAUUUUUCGGGAGAUAACAGCAGCAAUGGAUACAAGAGAAGACGUUGAAAGUGCUAAAGAGACCAAAUUGGUUCACAAUAAGGUUCUCUUCAAUCAAACACAUCCCAUCAAAAUGAUCUCCAAUGCCAAUGUGGAGAGGCUUAAACAGAAAAUGCAAGUCAUUACAAAAGACAUUAGAUCUAUCGAAAAGCGUUUACAUAGAAUUAACCAAAAGAAAGACCAAAUUUAUGCACAAAUUCUUACACUCCAGAAAGCAGCAUGAUACGUAUUUGUGACUGCUUUACCGACUACGUAAUAUUUUUUACAUCAGAAAUCACUCACUUUAUUACAGGUUUUGACUUGCGGUUCUGCAGGAUUUCUUUAGCAGAAAUUCCAUAAACUAAAGAUAGUAUCAUGACUAUCAGCUUCCAGGAGUUCAAUGAAGUCUUGAGUAAUUAGGACUCCUAAUAGAUUCCUUCUGCAUCUAUCUCUUAAAGUUAUUCUAUAUCUAGAAUACUCAGAUGCUAAUGUA
Messenger RNA from Nicotiana attenuata, 934 nucleotides. RefSeq lists its product as uncharacterized. The transcript is spliced from 4 exons. Lineage: Eukaryota; Viridiplantae; Streptophyta; Magnoliopsida; Solanales; Solanaceae. Bases 89 to 685 code for a protein of 198 amino acids. The record is from RefSeq and is a predicted model, not a curated record.